Xiphias gladius (swordfish) is the source of this 1245-nucleotide messenger RNA. It is a transcript of the gene yipf4, whose product is annotated as Yip1 domain family, member 4. Gene Ontology annotation, biological process: vesicle fusion with Golgi apparatus; endoplasmic reticulum to Golgi vesicle-mediated transport. NCBI's taxonomy places the organism in Eukaryota, Metazoa, Chordata, Actinopteri, Istiophoriformes, Xiphiidae. The record is from RefSeq and is a predicted model, not a curated record. The transcript has 6 exons. Bases 178 to 891 code for a protein of 237 amino acids. Gene Ontology annotation, cellular component: membrane; trans-Golgi network.
CAUCCUCUGUACUUCCUGCUUUCGACUGCAGUAGUGACAGUCGGACCGAACAAAAAAUGAUAGUUUAACUUCACUGUUUAGCUGGGAUCAAAUGACAGCGUUAUUAACGCUUCCCGGCAUAUUUCACUGACCGCUUAAUUAAAUGUCAUUUCUGUUGACCUGAGCGGAAAAUCAAGUAUGCAGUUCUCUCCCAGUAAUGUAGAUUUCACGUUCGUCUCUUCGACAGAGGCUGAAGAACUCAGCGGCACCAUGAGUGCCCCAGACAUUAAACUAAACAUGGGCAGUGACAGCAGUAAAGACCUGUACGCCACCACCUUCCUGAGGCAACGAGGAUAUGAUUGGCUGCUGGAGGUGGAGGAGGAUGACAGUGAAGAGAGCAAACCUCUUCUGGAGGAGCUGGACAUUGACCUGAAGGACAUCUAUUACAAGAUUCGAUGUGUACUGAUGCCAAUGCCAUCACUGGGUUACAAUCGACAAGUGGUCAGAGACAACCCGGACUUCUGGGGCCCACUGGCUGUGGUGCUGCUCUUCUCAAUGAUCUCCAUCUAUGGACAGUUCAGAGUUGUGUCUUGGAUUAUCACCAUCUGGAUAUUUGGAUCACUAACGAUUUUCCUGCUGGCCCGUGUUCUUGGUGGUGAAGUUUCCUACGGCCAGGUUCUUGGAGUGAUUGGAUAUUCCCUUCUUCCUCUCAUCGUUAUAGCCCCUCUGCUUUUAGUGAUUGGGGGGUUCGAGGUGGUCUCUACACUAAUCAAACUGUUCGGUGUGUUCUGGGCUGCUUACAGUGCUGCUUCACUGCUUGUUGGAGAUGAAUUUAAAACGAAGAAGCCACUUCUCAUAUAUCCCAUUUUCCUUUUGUAUAUCUACUUCCUAUCACUAUAUACGGGUGUGUGACUAGAAGAGUUGACACUGUGGACCUUUUAAUGGACAGUGACCCUGGAGCAUGAGGAUGAAAAGUCAAACAACGGAACCAGGAUUUUUUUAAAAGGUGUUCAUUUGUUUUUGUUUUUUAACUCUGUUAAAUUCUAGAUGAUGGGGAUUCUGGGAAUAUAUAUCAAUGUAUAUAGUUUUGUCCCUUUUGUCUUUGGUCAAUAAAAUGCAUAUGCUCUCAUAGCUUAAACUUUGGUAUGCAGACUUUGCGUUCACCCUUGCCAUACAUUAACCAUUGUCCUGCAUUUAUAUGUAGUUCAUAAAGCUGGAAAUAAUCAUAGAGUUUAAUAUUAAUGUAAUUUACUUUUCUUUUUUUUU